GCCUGCCUUGCUCCCGCCUCCCAGGAUGACAUCACUGAGCGGCGGCCAUAUCUGAAGAGGAAGAAGAUAUAUUCGAUAUUCACAAUUCUAUAUUCUAUAUUCACAAUUCGAUAUUCUGACUGCUGUUCUGGGUUUGGACUCUUGCCGGGGGGGUUGACUGUGAUUUUGGUUGUUCCUGUAUCUGGUUGUGUAUACGCUUCACCCGUGUAUACACGUUCGCUUGGUUCACUGGCAGUAGGGGUGUGGCUGCCAUUUCUUUUGGGAGAGGGUCCUUUUGUCUCUGUUUUUGGCUUAGGGAGUUGGGGAAGUAUUUGUAUUUUAUUUGUUAUUUUCUUUUUAGGUAAGCUAGCUACCUAACAAUAGAAUCUAACCUUUUGUUUAUUAUUUUGGCCUUGCCCACCCUGAAGUCAUGCCUGGUUUGGUUCUUUGUAGAGUUGUAUGUAUAUAAUUCUGUGUUUUACAAUACACCACAAUUUUGUUUUGAACAACCUUGUUGUGUUGUUAUUCCUGGCUCCCUCAUUUUUAAAGGUCAAAUUCCAUUGAAUCCCGAGCUGGUUACUCUGUGCGGCCUAACUUAGACUGGGCCGUAACAAAAGGGACUUACAAAUGAGGAAAUACAAGCAAAGCGAUAUAUCAAGCGAUUAACAAUACAAACAAUGCAAGUAGUGCUACCAUGCAAGAUUUAUAAUUGAGUUCUAGAAGGAGCAAAGUGUGCAGAGUAGAGGUGUAAGAGCCAGCAUAUAUAUUUUGAAAUAAUGCCUUUUGCGUACUUACUGGACUACACCAUAUCAGAGCCAUUUCAGAUAUCUGAGUGUGUAACAUACAUGACACAUUGAUUUUCAACUAGUUUUCAAACUCAGUCUAGUGCACCCAAACAUUUGACUGGUAACAUAGAACUAAGUCAUUUGCCAUAACACAACAUGCAGGACUAUGUCAGAAUAGAACACAGAACACACAGGACUAUGUCAGAAUAGAACACACGACACGCAGGACUAUGUCAGAAUAGAACACAGAACACGCAGGACUGUCAGAAUAGAAAAGGAGUACUGAAGCAGUGGAAGUGCGGGACACCACACACAACGACACAUUUGCGUUUCUCCCCCUGGAGCUCAUGGAUUAGCGUCCACUACUCUCCUGCAAUGGAUAGAGUUUUAACUUGUCUCCUGGCUGUACUCAGUUUACUGUUUUCAGUUCAAGGACAAGUAUUCAGAGGAGACUGUAACUUCGAAAGGCCCUACUCAGAGUGUGGCUACAGCCAAGGCAAAGAUGAUGACUUUGACUGGAUACAGGUCAACACGAAGCUGAGGCCAUCAACAGACCCCUGGAUACCAGCAGGCUCGGCCUUUAUGAUGGUCAAUACUUCUGGAAGGUUCCCUGGACAGAGAGCUCAACUAGUUGUCCCUCAGCUGAAGGAGAACGAUACACACUGCCUUAUUUUCCAGUAUUAUGGAGCCAGUGGUGAGGGCUUGAGUCCUGGCCAGCUCUACAUCUAUGUCAAAGAGAAUAACAGUCCAGUGGGCUUCCCGGUGUGGAAGUCACCCGGACCUGCCUUUCAUACGUGGAGGCAAGUUGAACUGGCAGUCAGCACCUUCUGGCCCAACUUUUACCAGCUCAUCUUUGAAGUUGUGACCACAGGACAGCUGGGGUUGCUGGCUAUUAAGGACAUUUCUCUCCAGGGACAUCAGUGCAUGAGCACACCACAUUUCCAGUAUAUUAAUGGUGUAAAGGUUAAUGUCAGGCAAACAGCUACUCUCCACUGCACCAUCAAUGGGCAGCCCAAGGACCACGUGAACUACAAACUGUGGUUACAGGGUAUCACAGGGCGAGAGGCUCAGAUGAAGGACAUGGAGCCAGUGAGCACCAGGCGCUACAUGGCAGCAUUUGACGUGGUGAACACCACCAAGGGGGAUUCAGGUCGUUACCGCUGCAUCAUCCAAUCAGACAAGGGAGUGGGCGUGACCAACUACGCUGAGCUAAUAGUGAAGCAACCACCAAUCCCAAUUGCACCACCUCAGCUGACUGCAGUGGGUGCCACCUAUCUGUGGAUCCAGCUCAAUGCUAACUCAAUCAAUGGUGAUGGCCCUAUCAUCAAGAAAGAGGUGGCGUUGCGCACCAUGUCAGGAAUCCUGAUUGACAACCAGCUCGUGGACAAGCCAAACCACAAGAUUGGCCACCUUGACCCAGACACUGAGUAUGAGAUCAGUGUUCUUCUAACAAGACCCAAAAAGGGCGGCACUGGAGCUCCAGGUCCACCACUGUGUGCCAGGACCAAGUGUGCUGACCCCAUGCAUGGCCCUCGGCGGCUGGAGGUGGUGGAUAUCAAAUCCAGGCAGAUCACUGUACGCUGGGAGCCUUUCGGCUACAACGUGACCCGGUGCCACACCUACAACCUGACAGUGGAGUACCGCUACAAAGUGAACGGCAAGGAGGAGAUACAAGAGGAAGUGUGCUACGAGUUGCAGAGCCCGACACCACAACACACCAUCCGCAACCUGUCGCCCUACACCAACGUCAGUGUUAAGCUGGUGCUACGAACCCGAGAAGGCGAAAAGGAGAGCCAGGAGCUGGAUGUUCUCACAGAUGAGGAUGUACCAGGUGCCGUGCCCCCUGAGUCCAUUCAGGGAAGUACAUAUGAAGAGAAGAUCGCCCUCAAAUGGCGAGAGCCCAUAAAGACUUACGGAAUCAUAAAGCAGUAUGAAAUAUUUUACAAGGCCAUGUUCUCCUUUGACCCAGAGUUCAAUGUGGCCAAUCAGAGUGGGAAGGUGUUAAAGCCCAGUAAUGAAACUUCUCAUGUGUUUACAGGGCUGUCCCCAGGCUGUACCUACUCAUUUACCAUCAGAGCCAGCACUGUCAAAGGCUAUGGUUCUCCGGCCUCAAAGGAGUUCACCACUAAAAUCUCGUCUCCACACAUGCCUGGCUAUGAUCAGGAGACACCACUCAACCAGACGGACAGCACUGUAACGGUCCUGCUGAAGCCUGCACAGAGCAGAGGAGCACCAGUCAGUGCGUACCAGGUAGUGGUAGAGGAAGAGCGGCCACGCCGAGCGCAGCGCACUGCUGAGAUUCUGCGCUGCUACCCCAUCCCCAUCCACUUCCAGAAUGCCACUGUGCUCAGCUCACCAUAUUACUUCACCGCUGAGUUCCCAGCUUCCCGCAUACACAGCUCUCUGGCUUUCACCAUCGGAGACAACAAGACCUAUGAAGGCUACUGGAACGUCCCACUGCUGCCCCAUAAGAGCUAUAGCAUCUACUACCAGGCUAUUAGCAAGACCAACUGGGAGACAAAAAUCGAUUGCGUUCGUGUGGCCACUAAAACCGCCAUUGUUGUGACCCAGUUCCCCACACUCGGAAAACCAUCAGAUCACACAGUGAAGAUUGCCGGAGUCAUCGCUGGCAUCCUCCUCUUUGUCAUCAUCUUCCUUGGUGUAGUGCUGGUCAUGAAAAAAAGGAAACUUGCAAAGAAGUGUAAGGAGACCCUGAGCAGCAGCACAAGGAAGGAGAUGACCGUGAUGGUGAACUCCAUGGAUAAAAGCUUCACAGAGCAGGGCAUCAACUGUGAUGAGGCCAUCUCCUUCAUUCACACCCCCAAUCUCAAUGGAAGAACUGUUUCCUCACUGUCAUCAUUUACCAUGAAGACUAACACGCUCAGCACUUCAGUGCCCAACACCUACUACCCAGAUGAGAACCACACUAUGACUAGCGAGACGAGCAACCUGGUUCAGUCCCACACUCAUUCCUUUAAGAAAAGGGAGGCGGUGGAUGUGCCCUACCAGACAGGGCAGCUCCAUGCGGCCAUCCGCGUGACAGAUCUGCUUCAGCACAUCACCCAGAUGAAAUGUGCUGAAGGCUACGGCUUCAAGAAGGAGUACGAGAGUUUCUUCAAAGGGCAGGCUGCACCCUGGGACUCUGCAAAGAAAGACGAGAACAGGAUGAAGAACCGGUACGGAAACAUCAUUGCAUAUGACCACUCCCGUGUCCAACUUCAGGCUAUAGAGUGGGAGCAGAGGUCAGAUUAUAUUAAUGCAAAAUACAUUUCUGGAUACCAUCGACCAAAUCACUACAUAGCUACACAAGGACCCAUGCAAGAAACAGUCUAUGACUUCUGGAGAAUGGUGUGGCAAGAGAACACGGCAACCAUCAUCAUGAUGACUAACCUGGUGGAAGUUGGCAGGGUUAAGUGUUGCAAGUACUGGCCAGAUGACACAGAGAUCUAUCAGGACAUGAAGGUGACACUGAUUGAGACACAGCUGCUCUCAGAAUAUGUCAUUCGAACCUUCGUUGUGGAAAAGCAAGGAGCUCAUGAGAUCAGGGAGAUCAGGCAGUUCCAUUUCACUGGCUGGCCGGACCACGGAGUACCGUACCAUGCUACAGGCCUGCUGGGCUUCAUCCGCAGAGUCAAAUCCAAGAGCCCAGCUUAUGCCGGCCCAAUGGUGGUCCACUGCAGCGCUGGGGUUGGCUGUACGGGCUGCUUUAUUGUCAUUGACAUCAUGUUGGACAUGGCUGAGCGUGAGGGUUUGGUGGACAUCUAUAACUGCGUGCGAGAGCUCCGCUCACGCUGGGUCAACAUGGUCCAGGACGAGGAGCAGUAUGUGUUCAUCCAUGACACCAUCUUGGAGGCGUGUUUGUGCGGUGACACCACCGUUCCAGCCAAUCAGCUGCGUUCAGUGUAUUAUGACAUGAACCAUCUAGAUCCUCAGACCAACUCCUGCCAAAUUAAAAAGGAGUUCAGGACUCUGAACAUGGUCACACCGACACUGCGCGUAGAGGACUGCAGCAUUGCUCUGCUGCCAAGGAACCAUGAGAAGAACCGGUGCAUGGAUGUGCUACCACCUGACCGCUGUCUGCCCUUCCUUAUUACUAUUGAUGGCGAGAGCAGCAACUACAUCAACGCUGCCCUCAUGGAUAGCUACAAGCAACCAUCUGCUUUCAUCGUUACCCAGCAUCCUUUGCCCAACACUGUAAAAGACUUCUGGAAGCUGGUCCUGGACUACCACUGCACAUCUAUAGUAAUGCUGAAUGAUGUGGAUCCUGCUCAGCUGUGUCCACAGUACUGGCCUGAGAAUGGUGUACACAGGCAUGGACCUAUCCAGGUGGAGUUUAUAUCUGCUGAUCUAGAGGAGGAUAUUAUUAGCAGGAUAUUCCGCAUCUAUAAUGCUGCACAGCCACAGGACGGGUACCGCAUGGUCCAGCAGUUUCAGUUCCUGGGCUGGCCCGUGUACCGAGACACACCUGUGUCCAAGCGCUCAUUCCUCAAACUAAUCCGGCAGGUGGACAAGUGGCAGGAGGAGUACGACGGAGGAGAGGGAUGCACUGUGGUGCACUGCCUGAAUGGAGGUGGACGAAGUGGGACUUUCUGUGCAAUCAGUAUUGUGUGUGAGAUGCUACGGCACCAGCACUCAGUGGACGUGUUUCACGCUGUCAAAACGCUGAGGAACAACAAGCCCAACAUGGUAGAUCUCUUGGAUCAGUAUAAAUUCUGCUAUGAAGUGGCACUGGAGUACUUGAAUUCAGGCUAAGUUGUCUAGACGUGGCUGUCCCCCUUCCCGUCCCUUGCUGUUCCCCGGUCUUUCAGUGUGAGUUGGACAGGUCACACACUCCCCGCACUCACGUGACACAUCUUCUAUUCUACAAGCACACCGAUGUACUUUACUCCCAAGUUGUCCACGUUUCACCACUGCUUAAUAUGUUUUGGCAGGUUUUUUUUAAAAUGUUUUUUUUGUCCCUCUUCUUGCCUGUGACACCUCUGACUUGCCUUUUUAUCCUCGGUGGAUGAUAGCUAUCAUUUCCAUUUUUGUGGGGAAUGCGCUAUAUGCUACAGUGGCUGUGUUUAUUUUUAAUUGCAGAUUUUUUUUAAUUUGAUUUUUUUUGUUGUGAAUUAAAUUUGAGGCAGAAUGACGUGUAGCUGAAGUUCAAAAUGGCAUUAAGAGCACAGAUCCUAAAGGUUGCAUUGACAUUAUUGUGAUUGCUUGUGAAAUGUUGUUGUGUUAAUUGUUGAAGCAAACCACAAGCAAGCUUAAUGUCAUGUCCAAAGAUCCAAAGCUUAUAUUUGUGACCAUUUGUUAAUACUGUAAAUACUUGAAGGUUGACAGAUUAUUUAUUCAUUGAAGGGUUUUUUUUUUUUGUUUGUUUGUUUGUUUUUUUGUUUGUUUUUAUUUUUAUUUUUGUGAAGCACAUUGAGUGACAAUCAUAUUUUUAUUUGGUCAUUAUUAUUUUUCUCUUUUGUCAGGCUUGGCAUAAUAAUGGUGACCGGGAUGUGAUGUUAUGUUUUUAUUUAUCUUAUAUGGAAAAAAAAUUACAAAUACAUACAUAUCUAGAAAAAAAAAAGAGAAUAGAACACACAACACCCAGGACUGUCAGAAUAGAACACACAACACGCAAGACUGUCAUGAUUGUAUACGAGAGCACAGUUAGGGCUCAGAGCACUGUGUUCGUAUGCAUGGAUUGCAGGUCACUGUAAUGUCCUACAGUUACUACGGUAACACUUUUAAUUUAAAAUAUGCUUUUACCGUGUCCGGCCAAAUGUGUUGCGUGUGGAUAAGGGGCAAUGUUCAUACUCAGUAGGUAUUCAUGGAAUCAUGUUAUGCCUAAAUCCAUGACGAACCCUGCUGAAAAAAACCCCAAUAGAAACCCUCAUAGAAUUUGUAAUGGUUUUAAUGGGAAUUGUAUUGAUUUUAAUGGAAACCCUCUGGGUCUCUAUUGGUAAUUUGUCACCUUCUAUUGGUGCAUGUUAUGUCUAGUGGAUACCAUUAAGGACCAGUAAUGGUUUUAAUAAUUAGCUGAUGGUUUGUAAGGGUAUUUGUAGUGGAAACCAUUAGAAUAUCUGUAAUGGUUUCUGUAGGGGUUUUUUUUUCCCAGUAGGGAAGGUUUAUUUUUAUUUCUAAUUUUUUUGUACAGACACUAAUGUGAUUACAAAUGCGUUAAAAAAAUGUUGUAUGUUGUAAUUUGUUGAAUCUUUUCAUGUCAGUAUUAAUAAUUUGCAAGUUGUAUUUAUUGUGUAAUGUAUGCGCGUUCCACUCUGACCACCCAUUGUUCAGUUCUUAUAAUUAUUAACCUGCCAAACGUUUGAGAACCCCUGGUGUAAUGAUCCUUAGGUACAUUUCCAUGGUGUUUCUUCAAGGCGUCAAUCGUCUACAGCUUUCUCCUCUCAAGAAAGUGAAGAAGAAGAAGAAAAUAAGGUUGUUGGUUCACUGAAAAAGCCUUCAGUGCUCACCAAGUACAUAUCAACAGAUACAGCAUGCACCUGCAAUUCUCCAAAAUGAGAUUAUAAUCAGAAGUGUGAUGACAUGGUUAAUUAUGAAUUGUUGGUGCAAGACUGAUGGGAAGCUAUGUUGCGUACAUGUUGGUUGUCACUAAAUUUGUACUUGAAGGCGGUCUUUGUUCUCCUGUAGGAACCUUAAUGCUUGCUGUGCUGUUAGAUUUUUUUCUGACACUUGUGUCAAGAUGACAGCAUGACACUGUGACAUUUGCACUGUUGGCAGGUAAAAAAAUAUAAAAAUGUGUGUGUGUGUGUGUGUGUGUGUGUGUGUGUGUGUAUAUAUAUAUAUAUAUAUAUAUAUAUAAUUUUUAAUUUUUUUGUAGAGCGCAUUGAGUGUGGAUAUAUUGCUACGCUUAGAAUCCGGUAUGACUAUUUUGGUACACUUCCCCUUAGAUCUUCAACACGUUUUAGUACCAUGACAAUGUACAAAGUGACCUCUGAUCAGCCUUGUAGUACACUGGCGCACUGAUUUAUUUGAGCAAUAGAGAUUUUAUUUCAUUAUUUUUCCAUUACCAGAAUGGAUUAGUUCAAAGUUGAUAUUAUUUACAGGCUUAU
Molecule: messenger RNA, 7810 nt
Organism: Ictalurus punctatus (channel catfish)
Lineage: Eukaryota; Metazoa; Chordata; Actinopteri; Siluriformes; Ictaluridae
Product: receptor-type tyrosine-protein phosphatase mu-like
Exons: 1
Coding region: 1140-5516 (1458 amino acids)
Biological process (GO): protein dephosphorylation
Cellular component (GO): membrane
Molecular function (GO): protein tyrosine phosphatase activity; protein binding
Source: RefSeq, a predicted model, not a curated record